Messenger RNA from Racocetra fulgida, 1052 nucleotides. The record is from the annotation of a GenBank genome assembly. Lineage: Eukaryota; Fungi; Glomeromycota; Glomeromycetes; Diversisporales; Gigasporaceae.
AACCUAUCAAGUUUAGUAAUCCAAACAAUAUUGGAUAUAAACCAUCCACACCAAAACAAUUUAACCUGAAGAAGCGAGAAUAUGGACAAGAUAAUAAAUAUCAAGAAGAGAUUCGCAAAAGAACCCGUAAACUCAAAUUAUUUGAAAAACUCCAUAAAAAAUUCAGAAACAAAGAAAUCCAUAAUCUAGAACAAGACCCAGAAUAUAAACAAUAUCUAGAAUUAUGCAACUCCUAUCAAGAAUUAUUUCAUCUAGAAGAAAAUGAAUCUGCUUCUGAUACCGCACUAAGUGAUGGCAAGCUAAGUAGCAAGAUAAGUCCACAUCUGGCCAAAAAAGGAGGACAUAUUCUUAGAAGUAAUGAAUUACCUAAUUCAUCUGAAUCUGAGGAUACCAGUAAUGCAGAGAAGUCAGAUUCUGAUAAAUCUAAUAAAGUAUUCAGCUCAGAAAUUUCAUUAGAAAUUACCAACCCGAAUGAAUUUGAAAAUCCAGGUGAACAAAAAGGAAAAGGUGCCCAACAAGCUCAAACACACAUCGAUAAAAUGAAAAAUAUCGAUAUACUAUCACAAAAUCUUAAAGAAACUAAGUCACACAAGACAGCACAAGAAAAAUUAUUUGAAAUCAUACAGUGGUAUGACCAACAAACUGAUGAAACACAAAGAACAUAUAAUAAGGAUUUAGAAAAUGAAGAAACACAGUAUAUCGAAAAUACAGAUGAUGCUCUUGAUAUAAGGCUAGAACAAUAUAUAAACUUAAAAGAACCUUAUAGAAGAGCUGUUAUGGCUAAGUUAACUACCAUAGCCAAUAUAAGUAAAAAUGAAGAAGAAAGAAAAAGAGCUAAUAGCAGAUGGGGAGAUAAUGCUGCAAUAGAAGUAUCUGAAGAGAGUAAAGUUAUAAAAACCAAAAGAAAGACACCUAUACAACAUAAGCAUUCUAAUAGUAAUGCAAGUAUAACAAGUGAAGCUGGAUCUUCAUGGAGUGAAGAUUCUGCAGCUGAGGAUAAGAAGUUUCAAGAAGAACAAGAUAAAGUUAUAGGACAAGUUCUUAAACAAUGA